Messenger RNA from Astrephomene gubernaculifera, 3208 nucleotides. Lineage: Eukaryota; Viridiplantae; Chlorophyta; Chlorophyceae; Chlamydomonadales; Astrephomenaceae. The record is from the annotation of a GenBank genome assembly.
CAUGGAAGCUCCGAAACUCCAGUCUUCAUCGAAAACUGAACGUGUGGAAGAACUCGGCCUGGCACAUCUCCUUGUAUCUCUUUGGAUGACCAAGGCAUUAUUGUGACGCUCCCACAACCCAUACACUCGCUGUUUCCGGUAGACUUGCAGUCGCAGACGUUUCCAGCGCCUUCGCUUGCAACCUUUUUUUCCUGUAUUCUGACGCAUAGCUUUGUAAUAGAUAUAGCAACUAAACCUGUGACACUAUAGUCGCUUGAGUUGGUGCGCGUGUAGCGCGAUGCAAGCGCAAACGCCACAGCAAGCGCCGCGUAUUCCGCGUUGCCGGUCGGCUUUGUUAAGAAGACCCUGUAGUUUAUCCGGGUCGAGCUCUAGGCGGCAUCGGGCACCUGCAACGGUUGCAGUGAGCGCGUUGACAACGCAGACAGGGGAGCGGACGGCAGGCCAUACUUCAGAUGCGUGCGACCUUGUGCUUUCAAGCGGCUUCUUAGCAUUUGCAGGGCACGCGGGCUUUUUACAGGCAGUAGAGGAGGCCGGCCUUCCUGUGCGGGGUGUUAUGGGCACCAGCGCUGGGGCGCUUGUGGGUAGCCUCUACUGCGCUGGGUACACCCCGCGACAGGUUGCCAAGUACCUGUCAGACCAGACGCCCGCGUCCCUCCUGCGCCCCUCUAUAGCCCCCUGGCGCGGCGGGGCGCUCAGCCUGGAGGGCGUCAUUGAGCGGCUGCGGGACCUGCUGCCACCCAGGUUCGAGGACCUGCGGCGGGAGUUCGCGGUGGGCGUGGUGACGGCGGACGGCCGACACCUGCUGCUAGACAGCGGGCCGCUGCCGGAGGCGGUGGCGGCGUCCGCAGCCAUCCCCUUUGUCUUCCAAGCAGUGGACGUGCCGGGCCACUCACGGCACGGUCCCUUCAAGGACGGUGGCGUGGUGGAUCGACUGGGGCUGAAGGCGUGGCGGGACCGGCGGCGGUCGCAGCUGCAGCGGCAGGCCACUCAUGGCUCGGGGCCGCUGCGACCGCCGCCCUGCCUGGUGCACGUCAUCGACCGCAGCUCCCCUUUCAGCGGCUUUGAUGACACCAGCGCCACGGGCGAAUCCCACAUCCUGGUGGUGCGCUCCCCUCGCUCCUCCGCCAACUUCUUCGAUCUGGGCUCUUUCGAUGACCACAUGUCUGCAGCGCGGGAGCGAGCUCGACCAUACCUCGUGCGAUUGCGGCAACAGCAGCUGCGGGGAGGCGGCGGCGGCGGUGGUGGUGGUGGGAGCAACGGCAACGGUCACAACGGUAAUGGCCACAACGGUAACGGUCACAAUGGGAAUGGGCACAACGGUAACGGUCACAAUGGGAAUGGCUACAAUGGCAACGGCCACAGCGUGAGCAGUGGGAAUGGGAACGGCGCCAGCGGGGUUAGCGCUAGCGGAGCGGAAUCGCAGUCGCCUGCAGAGCCCAUGGCUCGCGCAACUAUCGUAUGAGGAGGGAAAGGAGGGGCACUGGUAGGAGGGUAGAGGCGCGGAAACAGGAUAGGUGUUGCGGAGGGCGAGGUUGGUGGUGUUAUGACGAGGGGGUAGGUGAUGGGUUAGGUUGCGUUUUUGACAUUAGGAAUUUGAAGGUGAAGAAUUCUACGCGACUAGCCACGAGGUAUACAUAUCCGUUCGUAAGGAAUGCGCGUGUGGGCGGUUGACGUUAUGGAUUUGGGUGCGAACUUGGGCACGACCGUGAAAGAACACAUAUAUUCGUCUGCAGAAGAGGAGAGUAAAGCGAAAUAUACCACUCAAGAUACUGUAUUCCCGGCGCCGUUUUUGAAAGUUGUUUAUGCGGGGCGGGACACACACACAUAGGUUGUGAUGGUUGCGCUCGUGCCUACAGUUCAUUUAUCCUGUCUGCCUACGCCGCAGGACAGCACAGCACAUUUAGUGAUGUCGGUUGGUGACAGGGGGCCCUCUAGAAGGCCGCGUCCAAGGCCGCUGUAUUUUUCAUUUUGGGUGUCAUCGGAGCUACGGUUUGUCUGUCGCGAUGCAUGUUUGUUUUGCGAUUGCGGAGGAGGAGGAGGUAUGUGUAGUCAGCUAUAGACGCAUGAUGAUGGUUCGGAGAGGCCUGCUGCGUGUUCUGCUCGUUAUGGUCCCCGGGCGGCUGCUGGGUUUAGCUUCACUUGUUUGAAACGCCUGUUCCUCAUUGUACCACCUCCUGCAUGGAGAGCCCCCUCCUCCACAGGUAGCACAGUUUUGGGAUUGCGGCGGCCUAGUCUUGAGUCCAGGGCUUAUGCGGCAUGUGGCCUUUGCAGGACAUGCAGUCGGGGGCGGUGCGUGUGCGCGUGCGCCACUCGCGUAACAGGGAAGCCAGCAGCAGCAGCUGAAGUGGUGUUGAGAGGGGCGGUGGUAUUGCUGGGCCAAUGAAGAUGCAGGAGUGUGGGCCCUAUGAACAAACUUGCUGGUCCCCUUGGUUAUUAGGGCAGUCCGAGGGUUGUUUGCUGGCGGCAUUAUCGGCAAUGCCGCGCGCCACACAAGCGGUGACGGGUUCUGCGCUGCUGUGAGCGAGUACUUGGAUAGCCGUCUCAGCGGUCGGCCGCUAGCAUAAGACGGGGAAGGCGGUGUGGUGUGGUGUGCUGCAGUAAGUCGGUUCGCACGCGCAAUAGUUUUCCAGAUUGGAGGAGUGAAUCCCGUGCCGAGGAUGGAUGGGCGUUUGCAGGGGUUUGCUGGGGUUAAAACACAGAUAGCCCGAUCCCCUUGUCCGGCGGUCACUCAUGGUAAGGUCAUGAUGUGUGUUUGUGUGAGUUGCAACGUGCAUCUUUGGCAUGCAGCUUAGAGCAAGAGCCGUGAGCCGCGUGCAACGCCGGGGGGUUCAACGGCUCGAUCGGUCGCAGAUAUGUAGACCGGCGGGCUCGAGGAGCCGGCGUUUUUGGUGCAACUAUGUCUCAAUUGCUGCUCUCUUCCCUUUUAUAUCAUUUUGAGCGACCUCUGAACCUUUGGACACUGUUGUUGUUGUUGCCAUCCGGUCCUAUAACGGACGGUGCAUGAGAUUUCGUGUGUGCUUGUUACAUUGGGGUUAAUGGCGGUGCAGGAAGUAAGAGAGGGAACGGUCAGGUAGGGCAGCAUGCCGUUUGCUGCGACUGUGCUGCUUCCCGUCGUCUGGGAAACUGCAUAUAAUACACACACUGGUAAGACUGGGAAGCACUGCGCGAUGCGGGAGAGGAUGCGCCAUGUAAAGAUACAUACUUGUCA